CCUGAUUAAUCAAUAACGAAGUUUCAUGGAAAUGAUAACAGUAAUGGUAAAUUAAAAAGUUACAGAUAUAAGCAUGCUCUCCUUGCCCACAUAUAAAUACACACAACACAAGGCUUAACCCACAACAACUACUAUUGCAGUACGACUACUACAUCCUUCAACAUCCAAAACCCUAUUCAAAACCAAUUCCAAAACCCUAACAAGUGAAAAUGUUUGAAGAUAUUUACUUGGAGGCUGACUUUGCUCUUUUGGAGUCGAUUCGGCAACACCUUCUCGACGACAAUUUUGAUACUAAUUUGCAAGAAUCAUCAGCAACAGCUUCAGGCAGUCCUCCGCCGAUGUACUGCCGGAGUUUAAGCUUCAGCAACCUUUUCUUGACAAAAAGUUGGAGCGACAUGCCAUUUAAAGUGGAGCUGGAAGACACUAAUGACGUUGUUGGUGCUCUGUCUGAUGGCACGGCCGGGUGGAGUAUGUUAUCAGAUCACCAUCACGUUGAUGUUAUUGAGACCACACCCGCAAAAUCUGAGCCUCAGGAGGUUGUCAGAGAAGAGAUAGCGGUGGCGCGCGAGACCCGCACACCAUUGACGGGGCAGCACUUCCGGGGAGUGAGGCGGAGGCCAUGGGGGAAGUACGCGGCGGAGAUUAGGGAUCCCAAGAAGAAUGGGGCUAGAGUGUGGCUUGGAACUUAUGAGACGGCAGAGGGUGCGGCUUUGGCUUACGACCAAGCCGCUUUUAAAAUGCGCGGCUCCAAAGCCAAGCUCAAUUUCCCUCACCUAAUUGGCUCGGGAUGUGAGCCGGUUCGGGUAACAGCGAAGCGUCGAGCCCCGGAGGUUUCAUCUUCUUCUUCUUCGUCGGAUAGUGGGUCGCCGAAGCUGAAAAGGAGGAACAGUGGAGUUGGCUCGGGUGCUGAAGCCAAGUCGGGUAGCACUAGCCGGUUAGAGAUGGUUGAGAUGAGCCAGCUAGCUGUUGUUGAUCAGUGGCUAAGUGAUCUUGACACUACAAUGGACUCUAUGCCUAUAAAUUAUUGUUAAGUGGUUUAUGAUUAAUGUCUGGUUAAUAAUUGCAUUGUUUAGAGAGUAAUUAGAGAUUUCCCAAGUGUAAAGUGUUGGAUUUAAUUUUUUAGGCUUAAUCGAAUAAAUAGUUAUCGUGAUAAUAAGAUAUUCAGAAAUUG
Molecule: messenger RNA, 1171 nt
Organism: Pyrus x bretschneideri (Chinese white pear)
Lineage: Eukaryota; Viridiplantae; Streptophyta; Magnoliopsida; Rosales; Rosaceae
Product: ethylene-responsive transcription factor 2-like
Exons: 1
Coding region: 210-1031 (273 amino acids)
Biological process (GO): ethylene-activated signaling pathway; regulation of DNA-templated transcription
Molecular function (GO): DNA-binding transcription factor activity; DNA binding
Source: RefSeq, a predicted model, not a curated record